AUGCCUCUACCGAAUCACAACAUGAAUAAAAACAACAAAAUAUCAGAAUUAAAGAGAAUCAUGGAAUUUCUUUAAGUUAAUGAACAAUCAAAGUACAAUGCCUAUCACCAAUACCAAUAAAAUCCAGAAGUGAAGGAAGAAAAAUAAGAGACUAUUCAGCUACCAAAAGCACAAUUUAAGAUUAAGAUAAAUUCUUCUAAUAAAUAAAUAUUACAACCACUAUAGGAGAUGAAUCAAGUUAAUGCUUCCACUGACAGACAAUAAAAUUGUCAGACAAAUAAUAUGAAACACAGAAAAACUCAUCUGAAGACUGAUCAUCAUCAAGAGUUUAUAAAGUCUUCUUCCAUUCACAGGAUACUUAAUAUUAAGGAAGUGAAACCUAGAAUGACCAAGUAGUUAAAUGAGGCAUAAAACAAAUAAAAAGAAUUUGAACUACUUUAAUUGAUGAUAGAGAAACACAAAGAAAACGUUUAAUAAUAUUUGCCUAAAAAGAACAGAUACUUAAGAUGA
Molecule: messenger RNA, 510 nt
Organism: Paramecium tetraurelia
Lineage: Eukaryota; Ciliophora; Oligohymenophorea; Peniculida; Parameciidae
Exons: 2
Source: RefSeq, a predicted model, not a curated record